AUGGAGGAUAUACAUUUUGAAAAAAUAAGUGAUGAACAGAGGGAGGAAAUGGAAACACAAAUCACUGAAGCAGAAGUCGUGGUGGCUAUUAAACAGAUGGAAACUAAUAGAGCUCCGGGGACUGACGGCUUCCCUAUCGAGUUCUACACUCACUUCUGGGCUACUACAAAAGAUGACUUGAUGAGCAUGAUCAUAGACAGUAUUUUAUUAGCGAAUGAAUUCAUCGAUUCUAAAGUGAGGGAUGGAUCGAACGGAUGGUUGUUCAAAUUGGAUGUCGAGAAGGCAUAUGACAAAGUAAACUGGGGUUUCUUGGACACUAUCAUGAGCAAAAUGGGAAUGGGUCAGAAAUGGAGAAGAUGGAUCAAGACUUUAAUAUCGACAACUCACUUCUCUAUUUUCCUCAAUGGCACGCCUGGGAAUCAAUGCAACAGUUUUAGGGGGUUGCCACAGGGAGACCCUCUCUCUCCUUUUCUUUUUAUACUGUUCAUGGAGGGACUUUGCAAGAUGGUCCAAAAAUUAGAGGUCAAUGGGUUAUAUAAAGGAUUCACAGUCAAGGCCAAUGGUACACAACUAUCACAUCUUUUGUUUGCGGACGACACAAUCUUCUUCUCGAGUGAUGAUGCACAACAAAUUCUCAAUAUUAGGGCUCUCCUAAUUUGUUUUCAAAUAAGCUCAGGACUUAGUGUCAAUCCUAUAAAGAGUUCCGCAAUUAGGUUUGGAGAAACAAUUUUCGAUGAUGUUGUUGAAAAUAGCCUUCGAUGCAAUUUCGAGGAGUUACCUAUUAAAUAUCUAUGGAUGCCAGCAGGAGCCCAGUAUAGAAGCAAGAAUAUUUGGGAUUCAGUUGUAGAGAGGAUGGAAAAGAAACUUCGUGGGUGGCAGGGGAUGUUCUUGUCAUAUGGCGGUAGAUUAGUAUUGAUCAAAAGUGUUUUGAGCACACUUGCCAUUUAUCUCAUGUCAGUUUAUUCGAUGCCGACGUCAGUCGAGAAGAAGAUUAACAAGAUAAUGCGGAACUUUCUUUGGGGAAGGGAUGCCACCAAUAAGAAAUAUGAUUUAGUCUCAUGGGAUAAGGUGUGCAUGGACAAAGAAUUUGGAGGACUAGGCAUUCGAAAGCUGCAGAUAAUAAAUGACGCUUUACUGUGCAAAUGA
Papaver somniferum (opium poppy) is the source of this 1146-nucleotide messenger RNA. RefSeq lists its product as uncharacterized. The transcript has 2 exons. Bases 1 to 1146 code for a protein of 381 amino acids. NCBI's taxonomy places the organism in Eukaryota, Viridiplantae, Streptophyta, Magnoliopsida, Ranunculales, Papaveraceae. The record is from RefSeq and is a predicted model, not a curated record.